This is a messenger RNA of Trichoplusia ni (cabbage looper), 5622 nucleotides long. RefSeq lists its product as uncharacterized. The transcript is spliced from 8 exons. The record is from RefSeq and is a predicted model, not a curated record. Lineage: Eukaryota; Metazoa; Arthropoda; Insecta; Lepidoptera; Noctuidae. The coding region runs from base 708 to 1616 and encodes 302 amino acids.
GCUAAGUAGCUGUCAAAUUAUAUGUCACAUUGAUUUGAGCAGCUCCUAUAAUUGAGUGUAGUCGCAAAGUCAAAAUUACAUAAAACUCUUUUCAAGAAGUUUUCGAAUGAUUAUGAUUGAUAUCGUCAUUGAUGGAACAGGAAGGGCCAUUUAGCGAGAAUAGCAAGUAUAAAAAAAGGGGAAAAGUUUAAUGCCUUACAAGCAAACAGUGAACAGUGAAUAAAAUUAUACGGUCAAAAGCUGAACUGAUACAAAUCUUAAAAUCAACAAUCAAGUGAAGGUCAUAGCAGGCCCUUAAUGAAAAUACUUAGUUAAUCUGAAAUUCGCAAACACGCCUCGAGUAGUUACAAACCAUGAUGUCAUGACGUGAGCGUGAGAGGAGCGGAGCGUCUCUUUAAGUUUUUGACUAUUGGCAACAUUUAAAAAAUGAGACUCCUUUUCCGUUACAGAUUUGUAACUACAAUUUGCAUUUGAAACGAUUUAAAAUAUUAAAUACUGACAGUUAGCAGAAUUAUAGAUUUUUUUAUGUUAUUAUAUGUAAAUUUUGUUUUUACUUUUUUAAUUAACAACAAAAAAGGUUAUACGUCAUAUUGUUUUGACGCUACUUAGUUAAUGUUGCCAAACUAAAAGUUGUUUUAUAGAUGAACCCGCGAAAUUAGAAAUAUUGUAAUGUACCGAUUUUUUUCAGUAUUCAUUGUAUGUAAAAUAUGGAAGAAAAAAAGAAACGAGGUUCUAAUUACACAGCUGAGGAACGAGAUAUUGUUUUGGAGUUAGUAAAAAAGUAUUACACAAUUAUAGAAAACAAGGAGACAAACGCCCAUAUGAUUUCAAAGAAACGAGAAGCUUGGGAAUCUGUGUGUCAACAAUAUAAUGCUGUUGCUGUUAGUGGCCCCAGAACAUGGCAUCAACUUCGCCACCUCUACGAAAACCUCAAACAGAGAUCAAAGAGAAACAUUGCUAAAGAGAAUCGGCUUCAAUUCCUGGCAAAAAUCAAAGAAGUUCAAAGAAAGGCAGCAAUGGAGAAGAAAGAACACAAUAGCACAGACAGUGAACCAGAUGAAAGACCUCUUGCUGAACAAGAAAAUCCGAUUUUGGCAAUGAUUACACCGGUAAUCCAACCCUUGGCAAAUCCAUAUGAUAACUCAUUUUACUAUGGUAAUAGAGAACAUUAUAUAAAUGCAAGUCAAAAAAAUGGUGAUGCCCAAGUAAAAACAAUAAUUACUAACACUGAAAAUGCUACUGUGGAUGACAAAACUAACAUAAACCAAUUAAGUGUGAACAGUAGUAACUCUUGCUCAGUUUCAUCAGAUUGCAUUAAUGACUUACGUGAGCCUAUAGUGGUAAUAGAAGAACCAGAAACUAUAAAAGAUGUUGGCCUAAACCUGAAAAGAAGAAAACCUCAAGUAUUGAACUUCAAGUUAAAUGGAAAAGUUAAACACAACACUAUCUAUCAGCAAUAUCUUAUGACAAAAUUAAAAAAUGCCAAGUUAGAGACGAAGUAUCUUAUAAAUAGAAACAAAAUGGAAUUAAACAAGUAUAAGUUAGAAGUGCAAAUUUUAAAAUUACAAAUAAACAAAUUAAAGUCUGUAAAACAACAUAUCGUAAAUCAACGAUGAUUAAUACUUAUUUUAUAAGAUUAAAUUAAUAAUAGCAAUCAUAAAUCAAUUGUUUUUUUUUUUUUUUUUUCUGGCUCUUCACUGUUAGUGUUGGCCAAUGACAACAUUUACAAAAGGUAGGGAAACUAAGGAAUAUAUAAAAGCACGAUAAAUUUGGAGCGACAAAUUGAAAAAUUUAAUUACAAUUUUAUGGUAUUCGAAGAAAUGAAUGACGCUAUACAUUUAUAUACAUGAAAGUUAUUAGAAUGAAGUAAGGACAGGAUGGAAGAAGGAAGAGGAAUAUUAAUGGAUACUAAGCUAUUUACAAAGGAACUAUGGUCAUAGAGAGGACAGGAGAAGAAUAUAUGGUUAAGAUCACCCACAUCUUUGCCACACCCGCAAGUCGGGUCGGACAUAAUUUUUAAUCUGACCAGAUGGAUGGGACAGCUGCAAUGUCCCAGGCGCAUCCGGACUAAUGUCGAUGUCUCCAUCUUGCCAAACUUGGCUCUAAAAAGCCAUGGUUUUAGUGUGACAUUGGAUUGGACUGAUGCGUACCAUUUUCCCUUAAGUUUGCUACUGGAGUCCCACUCAGCUUUCCAUGAUUUUAAUAGAAAGGCCUUCGGUAAAGACAGAAGGUCUUGGCAAAAGUUUUUGUAAGGAAACAAGUCACCACAUUGCACCGCAUCAGCUGCCAAUUUGUCAGCAAAUUCGUUGCCUCGAAUUCCAGAGUGGGCUGGGAUCCAAGCGAAUUGCAGAUUAUAAUUGUUAGCGUUAAGUUUAUAUGUCAGCUCAUUAAUUUGAAAAAUGAUUGGAAGUUGAAUUUUGUGUUGAAAUGGAAAUUUUUGAAUAGCUUGAAGAGCGCUCAGAGAGUCUGUAAAGAUUAUAGAAUUUUUUAGUUUAAAUAUUUUUAUAUAUUCAAGUGCUUUGAAAAUUCCAAAGCAUUCCCCCGUGAAAACCGAAGUCUCUGGGGGAAGCCUAAUUUUCUGCACUACAUUGUAUUGUGAGUGGUAUACCCCUACACCAACGCAGUCGGUUGAAGAGGGCUUAGCUGCAUCAGAGAAUAAGUGGUGAAAAUUAUGAAAUUGUUCUGCGAGCAACUUAUUAAAUUUCGACUGGGGACAGGGAUCAGAUUUACUAAUUAAGUCGUGUACUACAUAAGGUGAGAAGUGUAGGCUAUCAUAGCUAACACUAAAUAACGGGAGUUUGUUAGACCGAUGUGUAGGGGAACUAAGGGAUAAGAAUUUCUGAUAACUAAUGACCAAACAGGGAACAGUUUUAUGAGACCAGUAGCUGGAUGAUUGGACUUGAGACAUUAAAAGGUGUAGUUUAGGAAUAAGGGGAUGAGCAGAGAACUGAAGGAUCCUGAAGAAAAAAUUAUCUGACAGAAAUUGUCUCCUAAGGUGUAACGGAGUUUCACCACACUCCACUUGAAGGGCAUUUAUCGGACUAGAUUUCAUGGCACCAGAAAUAAUCCGGAGGGCCUUAGAUUGAAUUAAGUCUAAUUUUUUGAAAGCCAUAAUACUUCCAGGUACAAGGGUAAACAAACCAUAAUCUAAAACACUUCUAAUUAUUGCGUUAUAAAUUAACUUUAAUGAGAAAGGAUGAGCGCCCCACCAAACUCCGGAUAAGCACCUAAGCAUAUUUAAAUGUUUUUCACAUUUAUUAAUAAUAUGUUCGCAAUGUUGAACACCACUAAGCUUAUAGUCUAAAAUGACGCCCAGAUAUUUAAAAUAGUCUUUGAAAGGAAUAGGAUUUCCGUUAUAGGAAAUGGUACAUUGAGGAAUAUUUCUUUUACGUGUAAAAAUAACACUUGCGCUUUUAGAAGUAGACAAUUCCAAACCGUUCAACUGUAACCAUGAGGAUAAUGAUGUCAAAGCCGAAGUAAUAUCCGAACAGGCUUUUUCCACGGAAUGACUUGAACUAUAAAAUAAUAAAUCAUCGGCAUACUGCAGUACUUUGACUCCGUUGUUUACGGAUUUAUCCAGGUCAUAUGUAUAAAUAUUAUAUAAAAGGGGACUUAAUACAGAUCCCUGAGGAAGGCCUCUCCAAACCUUACGGGAUAAUUUAUGAUCAGCUUAAGGCAUAUCUAUGGAACGAUCAGAUAAAAUGUUAAUAAUAAAAUUACAAAGAUUCAAUGGUACUCGAAGCUCACUUAGUUUAGUAUGUAAUACGGAUACUAGGACAUUAUCAUAGGCUGCAUUUAUAUCUAAGAAAACAGCUGCUGUAGACUGGUUAUUAGAAAAAGAUAAACGGAUAUCAGUUGUUAAAAUACUUAAACAGUCCAUAGUACUUUUACCUUUUCUAAAACCAUAUUGUGAAGAGGAUAGAAGGCCUUCACUUUCGAUGUACCAUUCUAGACGAUUUUUAAUUAGAUUUUCAGCUAAUUUGAUUAAUACUGAGGACAGUACUAUUGGGCGGUACGAGGAAAUAUCAGAAGGCGCUUUGUUUGGUUCUAAGAAUGGCAACACCAUUUGACGUUUCCAUUCUUCAGGGAUGUUUCCUGUUGUCAUUACGGUAUUAAUCAACUCCAAAUAGUAACUAAGAAUAUUAUCACUCAGAUGUACGAAAAAUGAGUAUGGAAUGCCAUCUAGACCAGGAGCGGAAUCUACAGUAUUUUGCACAAUCCCCUUUAAUUCACUUAGGGAGAACGGGAGGUGUAAUGUAUUAGUUGUAGACUGUUUCGAACUAUCGGCAUUAGUUCCGCACGGUGCACAACAAAUGUUCUGAGGAACCCAUGGUGGAGCCAAAUGGUCCAGGAAGUCAGAGGCUAAAGAAUCAGGAAUAGCAGGCGUCGGCUGUGUAAAAACGGACCUGAAUUUACGAAUAUUUUGCCAAACUAUAGUAGGGUGGGUAUUUGGGGAAAUUGUUGAGCAGAAACUCUGCCAACCUGUAUAUUUUUUUUUCUUUAAAAGUUGUCUGGUGUCUGUAAUAACAUUAGUCAGUGCCUCAAAGUUAAUAUCAGACAUAUCACGAUUAUAAUUAAGUUCAGCUUGUUUACGUUUUUUAACAGCCUCUGUACACUCUGAGUCCCACCACGGGGGUUUAGGAAUUAAAGUAACAUUUUCACUUUUAGUACGGAAAGUUUCAUUAGCUGCAGUUAUUAUUAACCUAACUAAAGCAUUAGCACAUGCAUUUUCAUUGCCAUCUGAAAUAGGCGAGAGAGUAGACAACUUUGUGUCAGCACUACUUCUAUACUUUUCCCAAUGAAUGCUAUUCCUAUCAGGCAGUUUAUGUUUCAGGUUUGAUUGUCUCUUUGAAAUAGUUGGCAUAGAGAAUGGGCUGGAAAUAACUAUUGGGAAAUGGUCACUGCCAUAUGUAGAAGAAAGGGUAUUCCAGGUUAGUGAAGAAGCUAGAUUAGGAGAACAAAUGGAUAGAUCCACAGCACUGUUAUUCUGAUUAGGGGCUGACCGCCGAGUGGCGAUACCUGUAUUUAAUAUGCAUAGAUUAUGUUGGUCUAUUAUGUCAAGUAAGUCCUGCCCAUAGUUGCUUGAAAUUGAGCAGCCCCAACAUUGGUGGUGGCAAUUUAAAUCUCCCAUUAUAAUUAAAGGUCUUGGAAGAAUAGAGAAGAGAUGGUUGAUCUCAAGAAGUAAAGAAGAAGAAGGGUGAGGAACAUAAAUAGAGACAAGGCAAAGAUUGUAUACUUUAAUAGCAACAAUUGAAAUGUCCUCACUAUGUGGUGGGAAGGAAAUGAUAGAAAAGGGGAUAGAAUUCUUGAUAAGUAUGGCUACUCCACCAUACCCAUCAAGUCUAUCAUCUCUAAUAAUUAAAUAGUUAUUAAUUUUAAAAACAUUAUGUGGCUUCAGCCAAGUUUCUGCUAAAGCAAAAACUGAAGGCUUAUAUCUAUUAAGUAAAUAAAUUAUGUCACUUUUUUUGCUCAAUAGGCUGCGACAAUUCCACUGUAUUAUGCAGUCCAUGAUUGGUGGGAAGAGUAAAAGUAUUAAGAAAAGAGGCAGCGUUGGACGGUGAAAUAUUAAAUUGAGAAAGGAGUUGUAAGAAAGCUGUAAUGAAAUCAUUUAUAGACAUGUUA